GACUCUCCUGAUAAAUGCUGGAGCGGUCUUGAACUUCAAGUUCAAAAAAAGAAGUGAUAAUAGUGCCUUUGAUGACGGAAUCAUGGAGCCAACGACAGGCGAUAAAGUUCGUGAGUUUUUGCUGAAUCUAAGAUACUUCAGGAUAUUUAUUGCUUUAUGGAACAUAUUGAUUAUGUUUCUCAUGCUGAUAUUCUUCGGAUCGUGACCCUGUCAUGCCACAUGUCUAAGGCCUGGAACGAGUCUGCAAUACAAUACACCUGGUCUGCGCAUUGAAGGUGGUGUUAUCUUUCCAGUUGGAGUGAGUUACUGACAGAAACUUCAUCGCAAAAUGUGAACAAAACUUCUUGAAAGAAGCUCUAUAUUGGAGACAUAAAUUCUAAAGUGGGAGAAAUUGAUGCUCCCUGUGAUUGGCCAGCGCAUGGUGCGGACCACCAAAGAAGACAUAGUUGUGAACAUGUGCCUUCUUAUACAAAUGUAUUGACCGGUAGUCAUAAAAAGGGGAAGUCCCCCCUGAUAUUCAGUUGGUGUUAAUAGAAGCAGAACAAUGAGAGAAACAGGUCAGUGAAAGUUCGAGGAAAAACCUAUUAAAAAUAAGAAAGUUAUGCUUUUUUGAAGGCACAAUCAAUUAAACGCAAAUUGGCAACUCUGUGACGUAUCUUGCAAGGUCCCCUCCCAUUCACCCUUUAAAAAUCUAUGUUGUCCUUUAAGAAUAUUUUCAUUCAUGGCAUUCAACCUAAAUAUAUUUAUUGCAAAUACGUUUUUAUGCAACCCCUGCAUGAAAUAGAUCUAUUCUGUCAUCAAUAAACCUUUAUGUACAGAGCAAAUUGGAGAGGAGCUCACAAGAUACAUCAGUGUUGCUAAUUUGUGUUUCACUGAUGAUAACUU
Molecule: messenger RNA, 885 nt
Organism: Strongylocentrotus purpuratus (purple sea urchin)
Lineage: Eukaryota; Metazoa; Echinodermata; Echinoidea; Camarodonta; Strongylocentrotidae
Gene: smim7
Product: small integral membrane protein 7-A-like
Source: RefSeq, a predicted model, not a curated record